UCAUAUACCAACAUUCGUUAUUAUUUGAAAUUUGAUAAGAUUAGUUGUAAGGAAUAAUGGUAUCAAUAGUUGAUAACGAACAUUGGAGAGCUUUCAUUAGUAAAUACAAAAGUUUACCUGAAUUAUGGAAAACAAACGAUGAUAGCUACAAACAUAAGAACACACGACAGGCAGGUUGGGAAACAUUGUUGGAAUACUUCCAUCGAAUUGAUCCCAACGCUAAUGUGGAUACCCUAAAGAGACGCAUUAACAAUAUGCGAACAUGUUAUCGACGAGAAUUGAAGAAAAUCGAAAAGAGUGAACAAAUGGGUAAAGUACAUUUAUACGAACCAACUUUAUGGUAUUUUGAAGCAUUUGAAUUCUUACGUGAUCAGGAAACAACAGAUUUGCCACAAAUAUCUUUUUUUGAUACUGAUAAUGAUAUUAAAGAAGAACCUGAGCAAUUUACGCCUGCAGUAACGAAAAGGAAAAGAAAUCAAGAAGACAGUGAGGAUCCGAUUUUUCAACAACCAGUACAACAUCUGGAUGAAAUGAGAGGUUAUCAAAUCAAGGAUAAUUCCGGGCUGAGGGAGAAUUCUCCAUGGGCAGAGAUUGUCACAACAAGAGACGAAGCAGCAAUAUAUGCUGAUGCCUGGGCUGUUUCAUAUCGGAAAAUGAAUGUAGAACAACGGCUAUACGCAAAGAAAGCUAUAGAAGAAAUAUUAAUAUUGGGACAAUUGGGUCAAUUAACCUUAAACAGUGUGUUAAUUAAUUCUCAAUAAUAUAGAAAUGGUCAUAAUGACUUUGGUCAUUCUCAAUUUUUUAUAAAAAUAAAAAAUCUCCAAGAAUUUCGAUGCCUCAUCAAAAUCAAUCUGAAUAACUUAACACAAUCCAUUGACAUAUUUUGGCAUCCAAAUCCGAUAUUCAGAGUUCAGAAAUCCUCAUUUUGGAUAGAUCUGAACCAAGGAACUCUACCGGUCCCGUUCUGCCAGUUGUGUUGAUUAGUUCUGAAAAUUAUCAUAAAGCUUUCGAAUGGAUUGUUCAGUCUGCUUCGAAGAUUUAAUAAUUCAAAGAAAUUCUUAAUAAAGUUAAAUUUUGAGUCUAAAGAUUGAAAAUAAAAAUUUUACAAUCAAAUUUUGUAUAUUUACACAAGUAAAUAGUACGAUGAAAUAGAGUUUUAUCAAAAUUUUUUUAAAUGUUG
Messenger RNA from Chrysoperla carnea, 1180 nucleotides. RefSeq lists its product as uncharacterized. NCBI's taxonomy places the organism in Eukaryota, Metazoa, Arthropoda, Insecta, Neuroptera, Chrysopidae. The transcript is spliced from 2 exons. The record is from RefSeq and is a predicted model, not a curated record. The coding region runs from base 57 to 761 and encodes 234 amino acids.